AUGCCAAGAGGCAUCUUGCUGGAUUUCUUCGAUUGCUGCUGCAGACGGACGCGACGCUUUUCUCUCGAGAGAGUGCGAAGCUUGCUGCAAGAAGAGGCGUUUCUUCUCGAUCGGCCUCGACUCGUGUCUCCACUGGAGAUCUACCGCGUUGCUUCCUCUCCCUCUCUCAAUUCUCCGCAAUCCGGAGAUCGAGACGCGAGUGACGAGAGAGCAGAAGACCGCUUGCGUUUCUCUGUCGAAGCUCCGUUCUCUUCCUGUGCGAGAGAUAACGAAGGAACAGUCUCUGCCCCUCGCACGACGUCGGCACUGGAGGAGGCGCUGCGGUCUCACUUUGCGAGUGAGGAGAAGCGAGUGAGGCGGCGAGGUUCUUCGCUGUUCUUGUCGAGCAGAGUCGAAGACGCGAACGCGCUUUCGCAAGACGACGACGCCGGAGAAAAGGAACUCUCCAGCGAGAGCAUCACUAGCCACGCAGAGACACCCGAGCGCGCGACGUCGGAGAGAGACGGACUCAACACCCCGACGACGGCAGCCUCUCCUUUCCAAAGCACUCAGGCUGGUCCGUGUCUGUCGCACGCAGCGCCUUCGUUUUCUCUGCCUGCUCUGCAGGAUUUCCCUGCAUGCGCAGAGGCGUCUCGACUUGGGAGACGCGAGGCGAGAGUGGACGACGCACACCGAGAAGAACACCCGCUUUCCGGCGCCCUGGAGGAGCUGUAG
Messenger RNA from Toxoplasma gondii ME49, 714 nucleotides. RefSeq lists its product as hypothetical. The record is from RefSeq and is a predicted model, not a curated record. The coding region runs from base 1 to 714 and encodes 237 amino acids. The transcript has a single exon. NCBI's taxonomy places the organism in Eukaryota, Apicomplexa, Conoidasida, Eucoccidiorida, Sarcocystidae.